AUGCAGUUCAUAUUUUUUGUUCUAGGUGAGAGCUCUAUUUCUGGUUGUGCAAAAAGUGCGCGGAUUAAGAAGAAGCAGAGGAGGAACAGGACUACCUUUAACAGUAGCCAGCUUCAGGCCUUGGAGAGAGUGUUUGAAAGAACCCACUACCCGGACGCUUUUGUAAGAGAAGAUUUGGCAAGAAGGGUUAACCUGAGUGAAGCCAGAGUACAGGUCUGGUUUCAGAACAGGAGAGCCAAGUUCAGAAGGAAUGAGCGAGCCAUGCUGGCCAGCCGAUCGUCUUCCCUGCUAAAAUCGUACAGCCAAGACCCCCUUGUAGAGCAGCAGAUCAGCCCUCGACCAACCAGUCUGGCCCCGGAAUUUCUGUCCUGGAAUUCUAACAGCUACAGCGCCGCUUUGCCGCCUUACAAUCCAAACACCACCUCUGCACCAACCACACUGCCCACCCAGGGAGUCAACAUGGCCGACAGCAUUGCUAGCCUUCGCCUUAAAGCCAAGGAGUUCAGUCUGCACCACAGCCAGGUUUCAACUGUUAACUAA
Staurois parvus is the source of this 540-nucleotide messenger RNA. The record is from the annotation of a GenBank genome assembly. Lineage: Eukaryota; Metazoa; Chordata; Amphibia; Anura; Ranidae.